GUUGAAAUGAAACGACGGAAGCUCGAAGCGCCACGCGUCGCGUCUCUAGGAGCGAACGGUGUGAUUCACCACACGGCUGUUCUUCCUUGAGAAAUGCUUUUCAGGAUUACGGAUCGCUUCCAGCGAGCCAUCACGAGCGUUCCCUGAUCGGACCAAACAAUGACAACGGGCCCUGACUGCAUAGUACCCUUGCGCCUUCAUGAGAACUGCACCGACUCUCCGACCCGUCAAUGAGAAUCUUCCUACCAGACUUUCACCCAAGGUGCGUCGGUGGGCAGCCUCUCACAGAACGCGUUCUCUCCCUCACUGUGAUGGUUGUGACAGAAGGCACCUCGGGGCAACCUGUCUUCUCUCUCAGAAGCCAAGCAAGCGGAAUUCUGCCGCUACGGAGGUCAUUCUCUCUGACGGAUCUCUCUUGGCGACCUCCUUUCGGCAUUCGUAGUUUAAGCGUCGGCAUGGGUCUUGAACGUUGAAGUGCUAGUCUUGGGAAAUCCGGUCAUUUCAGUUUACGACGCGAAUCAACUCCAGCCAUGAUCGCAAACAUCCUCAUCCCCGCUGUGGCUACUCUGCUCGCAUCCGUUGUCUGCUACGCUCUCAAGGUUUGGUACACCAACUGGACCUCGCCCCUCCGUUUCAUAGACGGUCCGCCAUGCGCCAAUUUCUUCAUGGGGCACUUCGCAUUAGUCUUUGAUGUCCCGGGUAUCACGGACCAGUGGCGAGAGCAAUACGGCCCAACGUUCAUGGCCAAAGGCAUCCUCGGCGAGGACGAUCUCUACAUCAUGGAUCUGAAAGCUGUAUCUCACAUCUUUUCCCACGGCGCCAUCUACCAGAAGUCGCAGUCUGCGCUUGCUAACCUGCGCGUGCUCCUGGGAGACGGAAUUCUUGCGGUCGAACAGAAUCCCCACAAACGUCAGCGCAAGAUUCUGAGCCCCGCUUUUGGUCUUCAGCAGCUCCGUUUGAUGAAUGAGAUCUUUGUGGAGAAAGGGAAUUUGUUGUGCGACGUGCUAGCGAAAGAGGUUGCUGCUGCCGACGGGGUCUUGACUGCUAAUGUGUCGGACUGGUUCCGUCAGAUUACGCUGGACAUUAUCGGAGAGGCUGGAUUCGGAUAUCAGUUCAACUCCCUGAAGUCGGGCGGCAAAGACGAAGCUGAGUUGAGCGCAGUCUUCUCUCGGUUGCUCAACGACCCCGACGUCAACUUCAAUGCCGCCUUCAAGGCCGUACAGGCUGCGAUCCCGGUGCUGCGGGCCCUUCCACUCCCUGGAUGGACAGUCACUCGUUAUGCAAAGAAGAAGUUAUACGCCAUAGGAAAGGAAAUCAUGGAAAAAUCGAAGGCGGAAUCUGCUGCACUCGGGUCUAAGGAGCUGGGAUCGGGCCGCGACUUAUUGUCGAUUCUUAUGAAGGCAAACAUGUCCAGCGAUGUGCCCGCAAGCCAGCGCAUGAGUGACGCCGAGGUCAUUGCCCAAAUCCCUACGUUCUUCCUUGCUGGGCACGAGACUAGCAGCCUUGCGCUUGCCUGGGCGGUGCACGCCUUGUCAAACGAUCAGACUGUUCAGGAAAAGCUGCGUCAAGAGCUGCUCUCCCUUGCGACCGACACCCCGACCAUGGAAGAGCUCGAUGCAUUCCCGUUCCUCGAGAAUGUGCUCAGAGAGACUAUGCGGUUAUAUUCCCCGGCCGUCAGCACUCAGCGUGCGGCGAUUGCGGACGAUGUGUUGCCGCUUAGCAAGCCGUACAUCGACCGUCAAGGCGUCCGACAUGACAGUCUUCCGAUCCGCAAGGGCCAGCUUUGCACUAUCCCGAUCUUGGCCAUCAACACUAGCAAGGAGCUCUGGGGAGAGGACGCGCUUGAGUUCAGACCCGAUCGCUGGAACAAUCUACCGCAAGCUGUCCACGCCAUUCCAGGAGUCUGGGCCCACCAGCUGACCUUCCUUGCCGGCCCGCACAGCUGCAUGGGCUUCAAGUUCACCAUUGUCGAGCAAAAGGCAGUUCUCUUUGGCCUGUUGCGCCACUUCGUCUUCUUCCCCGCUUCCGACGAGGUCAAGCCCGCGAUCAGCACAACGUUCCAGCGUCCCAUCUCGUAUGUUUCGGCUAGUGGAAAGGCGGAUCUGGUCUCCACCGGCGGUCUGCGCAUCACGAUCAAGCCAUACAAGGGUGGAGUUGGUGCUUAAAUAGUCGAUUGGCAUACUGUGUGCAUUGCGUUUGUCUCGAAGGUUGUCCUCGGAGUAGCUCUCGAUUCAAUGCGAAAUAUCGCGUUUCCGCGUGCUUUCCGAAAUGCCUCCGUUUGAGCUCAGAGACCCUCAAAUUCUGAAGAUUGUCACUGAUAUCGAAUGACGCUGGAGUGGUCACUCGUGGUGUGGUGUGAUCAGGAUGA
Molecule: messenger RNA, 2368 nt
Organism: Mycena citricolor
Lineage: Eukaryota; Fungi; Basidiomycota; Agaricomycetes; Agaricales; Mycenaceae
Source: the annotation of a GenBank genome assembly